AUGAAAGAUCGUGGUGAGGAGGAACUAGUACCACAGUGUUUCGGUAAUUCAUCGUUGUUGAAAGAUUUUUCGGAGCCUGCAUGUUCUAUUAUCAUCAAUAGUUCCAAUGUCUGGACUCGAAUGUCUAUUAAUGUGGAUUUGGGAUUUUCCGAGGCAUAUAUGUUGGGAGAAUUAGAAUGCGAUGAUCUCGUAGCUCUUGUUUCCGUAAAUCACCUACCUGCUGAUCUCGAGCAAUUAAUAUACAUCCACAACUUCCACCUCUUCGGAACCGGCAAUAUAUUCCUCCAAUUAAUCCCGCGUCUUCAAAAAGUCCUCUUCAAGCCUUCAAACGACAGUCAACGCGCACUCCAAAAUGCUUCAUCGCAUUACGAUACUUCGAAUGCACUAUUCGCUUCAUUCCUAUCUCCAGACAUGAGUUACUCAUGCGCAAUAUGGGACACCGCUGGGAAAGUUGCACAAGAAACACUCGAAGAAGCACAGAGAAGAAAAGUGCAUAAUAUUAUCGAGAAAGCAUGUAUUAGUCCCGAACAUCAUAUUCUGGAGAUAGGAGGUGGAUGGGCAUAUCUAGCCAUUGAAGCUGUGAAGAAAACUGGAUGUAGGGUUACGGUGACUACACUUUCGGUUGAGCAAAAGAUUUUGGGUGAGAAAAGGGUGGAGGAGGCGGGAUUGAAGGAUAGCAUUGAGAUAUUGCUUUGUGAUUAUAGGGAAACUCCAAAGCCUAGCUCUGCAGGAUUUGAUAGGGUUAUAAGUGUGGAGAUGUUGGAGCAUGUGGGAAAGGAAUAUAUGGAGACCUAUUUUAAGGAGAUUAGCGAGUUGUUGAACCCCGAGCAUGGGGUAAUGGUGAUUCAGGGCAUUACCGUAAACAACAAGCGUUUCCACGCAACUCGAUCCAAGGUCGAUACAUUCAUCGAUCGCUACAUCUUUCCAGGAGGGUAUCUGCCAUCCAUACGAGAACUCAUUGAACGUCUCGAUAACGGAUCUUCAGGAGCCUUAGAGCUAGAGAGCGUUCAAAGUAUCGGUCCUCACUAUGCGCGAACAUUGCGGUUGUGGAGAGAGAACUUUCUCGCCAAUUGGGAAACGACAAAGAAAUUGUAUGCCAAUGAGAGAGAAGAUAUGACGGCAUUGGAUCUCGAGGCUUUCCGAAGAAGGUGGAUUUAUUACUUCAGUUAUUGCGAAGCGGGGUUCCAAGCUGGUAUUUUAGGGGAUCAUGUAAUUAUGGCGAGGAGGCCACAGGUUUUAUCUCCGAGUGGAGUUGUGCCACUUUGA
Molecule: messenger RNA, 1266 nt
Organism: Sclerotinia borealis F-4128
Lineage: Eukaryota; Fungi; Ascomycota; Leotiomycetes; Helotiales; Sclerotiniaceae
Source: the annotation of a GenBank genome assembly